Neurospora hispaniola is the source of this 1668-nucleotide messenger RNA. Its product is annotated as SUR7/PalI family-domain-containing protein. Lineage: Eukaryota; Fungi; Ascomycota; Sordariomycetes; Sordariales; Sordariaceae. Bases 423 to 1493 code for a protein of 356 amino acids. Gene Ontology annotation, biological process: fungal-type cell wall organization. Gene Ontology annotation, cellular component: plasma membrane; cell cortex of cell tip. The record is from RefSeq and is a predicted model, not a curated record. The transcript has a single exon.
UUUUGUGAUCAUCUGCUGCUGUCAGCACCCGACUGACAAACAAAAACCCGAAAGCAUAUUUGUAUGUUUUGACGGCCCUUCUUGUGUCUUGGAACUGUUCUCUUUUCUCAUCAUUUUCCUGUGUAUCUCACGAAUUCGGAUUCCCUCGAAUACUUCAAAUCGAGUCGACAUCAUCAACAAGUCAAUAAUUUGGCGAUACAGUCGAGGAUAAACACCCCCGCCAACCUAACUCUCAGCCUAACGCACGACACCUAACCCAGCGCGUUUCCCCUCCAUCCCCCGCACGACCUGAAUCGAUACAUACUGUAGAGUACAACGUCACAACGAACCGACCCACGAUCCGAGCACCACUACGUACCUUUUACUACUAAGUAACCUAGUCGUCGACGGCCGACAACAACAACUACAAAAAUAACAACAAGAUGGGUGUCGGUCGCGUGGUCUGUGUGGCCCUGCCAUUCCUGCUCACAGUAGCAUCGCUAGUAGCCCUCCUAGUAGGCGGCCUAGCAGGCGUCGCCGACAAGUCCAUGUACAUGUUCGAUGUCAACCUUUCCAAUUUCUCCAUCUCGCUCGCCGACGCCGGCGACCUCCUGAACCUGAACGAGUCCUCCAUCCUCAAGGCCGGCGCGCAGCAGAUUUUUGGCCGUGACGUCGAGGCGAUCACUAUCGACGACCUGACCAAGCGCGAUGAUUCCAACGGCGGCCUCACCAACCUGACGGCGUCCCUCCUCGGCUUCUACGACAUCUACGACAUCUCCCUCUGGGGCUACUGCACCACGGCCCACAACGGGACGCGCGAGUGCACCAAGGCCAAGUUCAACUGGGCCGAGGACGCGCUGAACGGCACGCAACAUGACAUCAACUCGCUGCUUACCCUCACGGGCCAGAACAUUACCCUGCCCAAGGAGGUCACGGACGCGUUCAAGACGUACGUCACGGCCAGCAAGUGGGCCCAGAUCGUCUUCAUCAUCGCCCUCGUCGCGCUCGUUGUCGAAAUCGUCUUUGGCAUCUUUGCCAACUGCUCGCGCGUCGUUUCGUGUCUUACGUGGUUGGUCGCCGGCAUCGCGGCCGUAGCCGUGUGCGGUUUCGCCGCCCUGGCCACCGGUAUCUCGGUCAUUGUCGUCGGCGCCGUCGAGACCGUGGCGGGCAAGUACAAUGCCGAGGGCGAGUUCAACAAGCGGUUCAUGGUGGCUAUUUGGGUUGCUGCGGCUUUUGCGCUGGCGUCCGCCUUCUUCUGGAUGUUCACCAUUUGCUGCUGCGCGCCUAGCUCUCAUGGUGGUCACUCCAGCAGGAGCAGCAGACGGAGUGUCGGCAUGGAGAAUGAGAAGCUUAUUGGUAGCCCGUAUCAGCCGGUGGGUGGGUUCCAUGCUCAUGGUGCCAAUGGCAAGCCGAGCCAGGGCUUCCUUGGAGGUGGUGGAUAUGCUAGCCAGCCGCAACAGCAGUAUGCUAAGCGCGAUAUGGCUUAUGAGCCUUAUUCCCACCAGAGGAUCUAAAGAGGAGUGGAGGAUGAAGGGGUGUGGAGGGUGGUGAUGGAGGAGCACACUUUUCUGGGUGCUGUUAUGACUCUCUCAGCGAGCAAAAGGUAUUUCUUACUUUGCUCGCUUUAUGACUUGGGGAUAUAUCUUUUAUGGGUGCAUUUACCGGCGUUUGGAAAACUAGAGUAAGAAG